GCACAACAAGAAAACGCAAACAGAAUGAGUCCCAGCUUCACUACUGAGGCCAGCCAGCCUCUCCCUGCAAGGUCCACCGUGGCCCAGAGAAAACAAGCCAACGAACUUAGAAAGACUCUUAAACCCCUGCUGGAGAAGAGAAGACGAGCUCGCAUCAAUGACAGUCUCAAUCAUUUGAAGAGCCUGAUUUUGCCCCUUGUUGGCAAAGAUAACGCACGCUACUCCAAGCUGGAAAAAGCGGACAUUCUGGAAAUGACAGUCCGCUUCCUCAGAGAUCUUCCUUCCACCCCAGUCAAAGACUCCGCAGACAGUUACAGAGAAGGUUACAAAGCUUGCCUCCAGCGCGUUUCCGCGCUGCUUCCCAAAAGCCUGGACCAGGACGCGUGCCAGCGGGUGCACGACUUCGUCCAGCAGUCCAUGUCUGCCACCGUCACUCCAACCUGCCUGAACUGCUGUGCCCAGAGCUCCAGGACUUUACCUCAGAUCCAAGAGAAAAUUAUGAGCCUCAAAUCCAGCUUCACCUCCAGGCUGGAGACUCAGCACCGCAGCAGCAGCACAGUUGCUCCAAGCAGAGCGCAGGCAGACCCGCAGGCUGUCAGCGCUGCUAUGUGGAGACCUUGGUAGAUUAGACGGACAAUUAUCUCACGCCUGUUUAU
Pelmatolapia mariae (spotted tilapia) is the source of this 656-nucleotide messenger RNA. Its product is annotated as transcription factor HES-2-like. The transcript is spliced from 3 exons. The record is from RefSeq and is a predicted model, not a curated record. Gene Ontology annotation, molecular function: RNA polymerase II cis-regulatory region sequence-specific DNA binding; protein dimerization activity; DNA-binding transcription factor activity, RNA polymerase II-specific. Gene Ontology annotation, cellular component: nucleus. Gene Ontology annotation, biological process: anterior/posterior pattern specification; regulation of neurogenesis; regulation of transcription by RNA polymerase II. The coding region runs from base 25 to 624 and encodes 199 amino acids. NCBI's taxonomy places the organism in Eukaryota, Metazoa, Chordata, Actinopteri, Cichliformes, Cichlidae.